AUGGCGUCCUCUUCUGGAGUCCAACGCUCGAUGGACGACUUUCUCAUUAACCCAACUGCGGUCAAUAUUAUGGACCAAUAUGGUGAUGAGGCUUCGACGGCGGUUGCGGUGACGCCGCCGAGGGAGCUUUAUGCUUUUGAGAAUGGCUCGAAAGAAGAUGAGACGAAGGUGGAUUUCAAGAGGUUCAGAGAUGAGCCUGUCUAUUCGCGCGGCUACACUUCUGAGGAAGAAUUGGCCUCACCAGUCGAAAACGACGACUUCAGUCUUGGAUCGUUCGACAGCGACGUCGAGUCGAUCAUAUCGGACGAUGGCUCGUUGCAUAUCCAGACCGCUGGUCAACAGCUAUGCAGUCGAGCACAGGCUGUGCACGUAGUGUCGGCGGGCAAGGCAAAGGUCGUCAGCAUGCCGAAGAUGAUCGAUAGUCCGAGAACGCCAUACUCGAUGGCCUCACCAACCACAUCGAUCCGACCGCCAACAACGCCAAAUACUACUCCUACGCCUGCCGAGGAAGUUGCUGCCAGCCCAAGCUCACCAUCGCGAUCAUCAGAGGAAGAAUGGCCGAUCUCACCAACACCAUUCAUUCGAGCAGGUCGACCAGAACAGGCACGCACGAUCCGACGACGGCCAAACCUGUCACCACUUCAAAUGGUCGGUCGUUCCGAAUCACCCCAGGAACUGAACCGUGUGCCAAAAUGCCAGGCCUCAACAAGGACCGUCAACUUCAUUGAAGAUGGGCCACGGACAGCACUACCAGCACUGGCACCGGCACCGGCACCGGCACCACAUGCACCUGGUCUGUCACAUACGCCCUCCAAGCGCAGAGUGUACAAGCUACCAUCCGCCUUCAGCCUCCGAGCCCUGGGCAAGACACUCAAACGCUACAGUGUCGAAUCAGACGGCAACGGAAGCCAAUCGUCCUUUUCGCCUCCCCAAUCAACCCGCAGGUUGCAGAAGGACCCGCCCAUCUCAACCUGCACCCCGAGCAAACCCCUCCCGAAAAUGAUUCCGCGCGGUGCCAACGAGCGCGCUCCACCAAUCGUCCUGCCAACCUGUCCUUACGACGCUGCGGACGGGGACGCCAGUGACGAGGAACUGCAGCAACAGGCCCGGGGCAGGAACGUCUCGACGGCUCCGCAGUCGCCUGAGGUGGGCAAAGAGCUGGGCGUGGCGCGGCGGAAGAGUCUUCCGGCUUAUGUGUCGGCGCAGGUGAUUCACGACUUCGUUGGGGAUGACGGGGUAUGGUAUGGGUUAUGGUAUAUGGUGGAUCUCAGAGGAGAACUGGCUGAUGAGGAGUGGCUUACGAGUGCUACGAUCGCUUUUAAAGCACACAGAUACGAUGAAUAUGAAUUAUAUGAAUGA
Molecule: messenger RNA, 1359 nt
Organism: Saxophila tyrrhenica
Lineage: Eukaryota; Fungi; Ascomycota; Dothideomycetes; Mycosphaerellales; Extremaceae
Exons: 2
Coding region: 1-1359 (452 amino acids)
Source: RefSeq, a predicted model, not a curated record